UUUAAAUAAAAAAAUGUUAAAAUUAAUUGUUAUAAAUGAUCCGUAAGAGAAACGUGAUAAUUGUAGCCUUGAUAGUAGUGGCAGUGUUCUUUUUCACUAUACACUAUUUACUCAAAUAUUUGCCGACUUUAGACAAUGUGGUUAAAACAAAUUCAAAAAUCGAAAAUGCCAUUUAUGAGGAAUUCAAAAUACUGCCCAAAUUUUAUAAAGAAGUACAACAACAUCUCGGAGCUACUAAGACUGAUGAAUUUCUGGAAAACGUUAAAGAUGUCAUGAAUUUGGCACUCCAAGAUGUAAACGUUAAAGAGGUAUGGAAAGAGGCUAAUUCGUGGCCAUCGAGUAAUCAGCUUACAAAUAUUUCCAGCCCUAGCAUAGGAAAAUUGAUGUAUGCUUUAAAACAUGCUUGGAUUAUUCAUGCUGAUAUUGAUACAAGGGGGACACAACUAAAAUUAUUGAUAAAUUUGAUGGGUGACCAGCAAUGUGUUUUUAAACCAAAAUGGUACGACAAGGAAAAAUUAAUUGAAGGCCCAGUAUACUCGGGAAAAGACAGAUACGGUUCUGAAAUAGUAGCAUUCUACUUGUCAGUCCUGUUGGAAAAACCAUUAACCCCUGUAAGCGUCGAGCGUACCAUAUCCUUAAGGCACGACAUAUUACCGGUUGCAACCAGAAGGCUGGUGAAUACUAGUUUUGUAAAAAACAGCAAGACUUGUAUAUACGGAAAAUGCUUGUACUGUAAAAAAGAAGAUCCAAUUUGUGGGGAUGCACAAGACAAACUAACUGGUGCUGUGAUAUUUAACGUUAAGAAGACUUUUAGCAAUUAUCGAUCACCCUGGCAGAGAACGUAUAAGAAAAGCAAAUUGGCUACUUGGCAAACUGAUCCUGAUUAUUGCAAAAUUGUUAGGGAUAAGUUAAGCAAAAAACGAAUACAAGAUCUUAUUGACACCGCAAUCUUCGAUUUUCUAAUACAAAACGGAGACAGACAUCAUUAUGAAACUCUCGAUGAUACGGUUGUAUGGGUGGAUAAUGGAAAAGGCUUAGGAAAUCCCCAUGUUCAACAUAUUGACAUAUUGGCUCCAUUGUAUCAAUGUUGCACUAUCAGACAGCAGACAUGGAAAGCCUUAUUAAACCUUGCCGGAGGAAAUCUUUCCAAAUAUUUGAGAUUGAUGCCGGAUAUCGAAAAUAUUUUGACUGAAUCACAUUUAAAAUCCAUGGAGGAACGACUAUUGUUAGUAUUUGCAGCUGUUGAAUUUUGUAAAAAAAAGGGUAGCUGAAAAUACAUUCAUUUUCUAUU
Molecule: messenger RNA, 1291 nt
Organism: Ceutorhynchus assimilis (cabbage seed weevil)
Lineage: Eukaryota; Metazoa; Arthropoda; Insecta; Coleoptera; Curculionidae
Source: the annotation of a GenBank genome assembly